GGGGGCGGGGUGCAGCAGGAGGGAGCAGAGAUGUUUGGAGGCUUUUUUUUAAUAUAAAAUUAUUUAUUUAAAUAAAAAUGGCCGCCGUGGAGAGCGGAGAGGAGAGACUGGAGGAGGGGCAAGAGGGUGAGGAGGGACCCGUUGACCCCCGGCCCCCUGCCAGAGAGAGAGACAGGUCCCACAGUAAGACCAAGAAGGCCCGUCGGGAGCGUCGUCAUGCCGACCGGGGGUCGGAGACCACAGCCGCAGACACGCCCCCGACAGCCACUCUGCAGCCACAGAUGGGGGCGGAGCCACAGACACAGGUGUCGGAGCCGGUGGCAGGCCCCUCAGAGGAGCCGGGGUCUGAGUCGGCAGCCGGCAGCGAGUCUGCAGGUUCUCCCAGGCAGCGGCGCUCCAUCAUCCGGGACCGCGGGCCGCUGUACGACGACCCAUCGCUGCCUGAAGGCUGGACCCGCAAACUCAAACAGAGGAAAUCCGGUCGCUCGGCGGGGAAGUUCGAUGUCUACCUGAUCAACUCGGAGGGAAAGGCGUUCCGUUCCAAAGUGGAACUCAUUGCCUACUUCCAGAAGGUUGGUGACACGACCACCGAUCCCAACGACUUUGAUUUCACUGUCACUGGACGUGGAAGCCCCUCCCGCCGCGAGAGGCGUCCGCCUAAGAAACCAAAGGUGGUGAAACCAUCGGGGCGAGGCCGUGGGCGGCCCAAAGGCAGUGGGAAGAUGCGGCAGGCUACAGAGGGCGUGGCCAUGAAGCGCGUGGUUGAGAAAACUCCGGGCAAACUGCUGGUCAAGAUGCCCUUUGGCAAGGCAGAGUCCUCCACAGGCACCACAUCCACUGCCUCAAAGGCGGUGUCUUCUGCUCUUGUGCCCAAGUCCCGUCCCGGCAGAAAGAGGAAGUCAGAACAGGAACCUCCUGCCCCACCACAAACCACCCCUAAGAAACGGGGAAGGAAGCCAACCUCGGCAUUAGCAGCUUCAGCGGUCGCCACAGCAUCCACCUCCUCUGCAUCAACCUCCGGAGGCUCGGUGGCCGGGAGUUAUGCAGCGGCCGCCAUUUUAGCUGCGGAGGCCAAACGGAGAGCGGCCAAGGAGUCUUCCACCAAACCUGUCGUCCAGGAAACGGCCCUGCCAAUUAAAAAACGCAAAACGAGAGAAACAGUGGAGGAGAGGGAGAGCGUUCAGACUCCAGCGGCCUCUAGUGCUGAGACUGAGAGAGGGGUCGCUGCAGAGGAGGAGGAAGGAGGUAAAGGACAGGGAGCGCCGACCUCAGAGCCUCAGCCCGCCCCCUCUGAGCAGAGCCAAUCACAAACUGCCUCAGAUGAAUCACACGGACACAAGGCGCAUAAAGGGAGGAAGCACAAGGAGAAAACAGGGAUAGCGGCAGGAGACGGAGGAGGAAGAGGUGAGGAAAGGGAUGAAGAUGUAGGAGGAGAAGGAGGAGGAAGGAGUAGCAGCAGCAGCAGUAGCAUCAGUUCCUCAAAGAGCCACAAAAGGAAGGAGCGACUCCCCCAUAAACACCACCAUCAUCACCACCACCACCAUCAUCAUCACCGCCACCAACAUUCCUCCACCCUGGAUCUUCCUGCUCCUCCUCCUCCUCCAGCUCCCUCCAGCCAGUCCAGACCUGAAGACGAGCCCCGGACCGUCCCUCAGCUCACUUCCCAGCAGGCUUCCCACAGACCGCAGUCUCUUCCUGAACCUCGAUCUCCUCCUCAGUCCCGCCACCAACCCCAACCCCGGUCCCAGCAGCAUCCCCAGCCUCCCAGUCAGUCCCAACCCCAACCCCGGUCCCAGCAGCAUCCCCAGCCUCCCAGUCAGUCCCAACCCCAACCCCAACCCCAACCCCGGUCCCAGCAGCAUUCCCAGUCUCCCAGUCAGUCCCAACCCCAACCCCGGUCCCAGCAGCAUUCCCAGUCUCCCAGUCAGUCCCAAUCCCAACCCCGGUCCCAGCAGCAUCCCCAGCUUCCCAGUCAGUCCCAACCCCAACCCCGGUCCCAACAGCGUUCCCAGUCUCCCAGUCAGUCCCAACCCCAACCCCGGUCCCAGCAGCAUCCCCAGUCUCCAAGUCAGUCCCAACCCCAAUCCCAACCCCGGUCCCAGCAGCAUUCCCAGUCUCCCAGUCAGUCCCAACCCCAACCCCGGUCCCAGCAGCAUCCCCAGUCUCCCAGCCAGUCCCAACCCCGGUACCCUGCACCCCAACCCUCCCCUACCAGGCACGUCUCGCCCCCGUCCCGGCCCCAACAACCCCCACCUCAAACCCACAGUCAGUCCCAGCCCUCCCCCCAAAAAACCCAGUCACAGCCAGCCCAGCACCGGACCCAGCUUCAGACUCAGUCCACAUCCAUCCUGCACAUUCAUCCACACCCACAUCCGCAAACCCAGUCCCCCACAGCACACCAACCUCAACCCCAGACCAGACACCUGUCUCAACCCCAAACCCACCUCAAACAACAAUCUCAGACCCGGCAGUCACUGCAGCCUCAACUCCAACCCCAAACCAGGACCCCAACCCAACUUCAGACUCAAUCCCAGUCCAGAAUCGCAGCCCAACCUCAGCCUCAACUGCAGCCCAGAACCCCAGCCCAAAUGCAGCCUCAAACCCAGUCCAGAACCCCUUCCCAAAUUCAACCUCAGUCCAGGACCUCAGCCCAAACGCAGCCACAACCCCAGUCAAGAACCCCGGCCCAGCCUCAGCCUCACCUACAACCCAGACAUCAAGCGCAGCCCCAACAGCAGACGAGGCACACAUCGCAACACCAGUCUCAAUACAGACCACAACCCAGACAAUCUCUCUCCCAACCUAGGCCAUCCCAGUCCCAGUCCCAAGCACAACCCCACUUUCAGCGAAUUCAAACACAGCUGCGCACCCAAUCCCAGCCCCACCCUCAGCCCGCCAGGCCCCACCUGCAGCACCUUUCAUCCCACCGACCACCUCCCAGUCUGUCCAGGACCAACCUGGUCCCUGCUCAGCAGAACCAGAGCGAACAGCCCCAAGACCUUAGCACCACGCGGCCUGGCCGGGGGAGCCUGCUGCCAAGCCGAGAGGUCGGCGUGGAGGGUGUCAGGGCGGAGGGGAGGGCGGAGCCAAUCACAGAGUCAGGAGGGUCAAACAGCACCUCGAGGCCUCCUGGAUCUCCAGGAGUAGCCGGGUCCGGGGUCGGCCUGGUCCCCGGGGCAGACGGUAGGGCUAGGCUUCGGGCAGAGCCAGAGGCAGCAGGUGAGGGCAGGGAGCUCAGAGACAUCGUCCCCCAGUCCGCCGUCCCCUGCCCCAGCCGAGAGGAGACUGUAGAGUCACGGACUGUCGUCAGUGAACGAGUCAGCUGAUUGGUCGGGCUGACGAACAGCUGAUUGGUCGGUAGACUGACGGACUGAGUCAGCACCAGGUGGAGGAGGACUGAGACUGGGCUGUGAAGAAUAGCGUCACACAGAGCUGGCUCCGUCUGGAGACUCUGUAAAGUUCUGGAUUUGAGAACCAACUGGGCGCUGAUGGACAGCUGGAGGACGGAUAGAGUCUUUUUCUAGGAAAAACAAACAAAGAGGAAAAACCGAUAAACAAGUGUGUGUGUAUAUAUAAUCAAAAGGCAGCUGUUGUGUCCCGCUAGUCUCCGUGGGGAGGGGGGGAGUAGUUUGGAACUAAACGCUUAACAACACAUUACUCUGAACGAAACGUUGCUUCCGGAAUAUAACCUCUUUUUUUUUUAUUUGGUAUUUUGAUAGUUUGUUUUUGUCUCCGUUAUACAGCUUUAAACUCUGAUAUUAUUGACUGACAGUCCCUUACUCAUCGUUGUGCUGCUGACUUACAGUCUCUUAUUUAAAGUCCUGCUCUCUCUAAAACUCCUCGUUGACUGACAGUCCCUUACUGAAACUAGCCCUCGACUGAAAGCACUCAGAGGUGAUGUGGCGGUCUGCACCUUUAACUGGUUUCUUAGAAAUCUCACCGUUUUAUUUCCUCCCCAUUUAUCUUUAAAGCAACAUUAUGUAAGAGGUAUUUUUGGUAUUUGUAACUUUGCUAACAGCCAAACAACAACAAGGUGAAUAAUUCUAACUAACAUUACUGACUACUCCAACAGCAAGAUGACCAGCUCGUCGUCUGUCUGCAGACCAAGCUCUCUUUAUCCAACCACUAACAGACAGUCCCACAUUUACUCUCUCCUUUUCUCUUCUGAGCUUCCUGAGCCUCUGGCAUUAGCUCUGUCCAUAGAAGCUGCUGAGCCUGGUUACAUUGCCUCCUCGUCUCGCUCUGGUUCGGCACUACGCCGGUGCCGCUCUCUGUCAGCAUUCCCUGAAAACUUCCUCCUCCAGGUGGUCCAAAGCUCCUGUGCUACCAGUGUGAACACCAACACUCCCCCAGUGCUUAAGGCAGCAGUAUGGCUAAGCUAACAGCAGCUACAUUAAGCAGCAGUUAAGGUCUUUGCACAUCAAGUCAAAAUUCUUCGUAUUUGAUUUUUAAAUCCAUCAUCCGAUUAAAAUCAUCAUAGAAACCUUGCAUACUGAAAUUCACAAUAUGAGAUGGCGUAGUCACUUAGUGAGGAUGAUUUUGUGGUCCUCGCACUGAAAGUAGAAUAAGAAAAAGUAAUUGGGUCCAAGGUGUCAAGAACAAGGAGAGUUUGACCUGCUGAUAAAGGAGCUGUCUGCUCCUGCUGUCUCUUUGUCUCUGUUCCUCCACCAGAUCACGUGAGCGGUGAGAAUUUCAGAUUUCCUCGCUCAUGGAGCUGUUUGUUCACUCUGCUUUCCCAUUCAAAGCCUCUCUGGCCGCUCCGCUCAAAAUCGCUUCACACUCAACUGCUUGAGCCGAAAAACUAAAAAGGAUACAUUAUAUUUUAAUUUGAUCUUAAAGCCUGAUUGAGCUGUAUCAUACAUUAUGUGUCACAGAUCAGACUCAGUAGGAUGAAGCCCUUCACUGCAGAUCCUUUCAUUGUUGCAAAAGAAGCAACACCCCGCUGAGCCAUGGACACAAUUCAUGAGGUCAUUCUAAAGAUCAGCUAUACGUGUGAUUACAAAUGAGCAGAGGAGCAGAAUCACUUGCACUUCUGAUACAAACAGCCUCGCGCUCGUGUUGAUGUGCAAAUUAACAAUGAACAGGAAGCAUGGGAAUGAUCCUGGUGACACACAGUGGUACCCCAGUACUUAAAAUAACUUUGUUUCAGAGUAGGGGUGUAAACAUGAUUGACACAAUCUGAGGUCAUAUUUGAUUUAAACGUGCCACAAUUUUGGUCGAAAAAUACGGACUUGGUGUGCAAUGGCUUUUUCUUUACUGUCCAUCAGGAAACUCACCAGAAAACAUUGUCUCCAAGUAUGAUCCAGUUUCACCAAAAUCACAGUUGUUGGUGGUGGUUGACUUUAAAGCGUUAUGCACUUGUCCCGACCAAAGACCACAGUGCAGGAACAGGAGAACAGAGGAACCAUUCACCCCGUUACAGUCAGUGGAACAUCACCAGGAGUCUGUUACUCUAAAGUUACAUAAUGUUGCUUUAAGGCCACAAAGAGGGGGUCAGUAAUGUUUUCCAUCCACUUCCAGACUGCCCCCUACAGGUAGCGAAUCUGAUGUAUGAGUCUGACUCUACACAGAACUCAUUCUGUCAUCAUCGUUUUAAAUAUUUGGACGACUUGAGGAGUUCUUGAGUCUACCUAUCGGACAGAUGAAAAACCUUGAGAGCUCCUCAAGUGUUUCAAACGCAGCGAGUUGUUCUUCCAGUUAGAGAUUCUUCCAUACUGGUCUUCAUUGAAUCUGUUUGGUAGUCUUUUUGUUUCCAAAGGAAGCGCUUUUAAUAUCAAACCAAACCCACCUUUACAGUAGCUUUAUUUUAGUUUUUAGUCUUAAUGAAAGAGUGGGAAAUGGAGUCAUUUUUAUCGUGUCUUCGUGUUGAAUGUCUGGAACAGUUUGCACUCCUCCAGUUUGUACAAUCAACCGCCUGCAUGUCGCUCGGAGACCCUGCAGGCCUUCAACCGGAGCAGCACGUACGCAGAGGUCGGCCUUGUCCCUGAACCCGGUCCGAUUCAGCUUCAGGUGGAGUCAGAUGUGUUGAGACGGCAACACAAAACUCUUCAGUGAGCAGAAAUCUGGAAGUCUAGAUUUGAGAGCACGAACAGAGAGAGUAAGAGGAGGAACUGAAGACUGAAAAACUCAACAUGAAAAUAAAAGAAGCCAAUCUGACAUAAUGGUCAAACCGUGUAAUUACAGCAGUGGCAUCGGUCACUUAAUACACAGCGACCAAGACAAGCAGCUGUAAAACGAAUGAAAUGAUUUUCACUAUCAGAGUCUGAUCUAUUCCUUCCCAAAGUAUUUGGUCAGAAUGGUCUACAAGAGCUGCUCCACUAAUUCCGUUUAUCCGUUUAUCAUGCUAGCAGAAGGCUAAACAGGAAGUUAGCAGCCCCAAUUUAAGAUUUUUCUAGUCAACUAGCAGUUCGUGAGAUAAAGCCAAUAGUGGACUAGUCAUCAUGUUUCUGAUAUCACUGUAUUGAUUAGAACCUGUUAACCAGCAGUAAUGAUUGUGAAUCAGAACAAGCAGUAACACAGUGUAACAUCACACAGUCUGGUUGUUCAAUAACUCCCAACUUCACUGAAACUGAUCAGACUGAUCGAUACGAUGGAUGAUGGAUAACAUUAACAGUUACUUACUAAUUAACUAGCUACAAACUGGCUCCUCUUCCUCCGUUUCAUUCCUCUCCUGUCGCUGCCUGAACCCGCCGAGUCUUCAUCCCCAGAGUCAGAGUCCUGGUCGGAGCCGCUGGACAUCAGCUGCCCUCCGUCAGUCCGCCCCGCUCCGGUUCUGUGGCUCAUUCGGGCCCCGCCCUGGUAUCAUGUUGACUUUAAAUUUGAUCAAUACACUCUAAAGACGGAAAAUCAAAAGCUUCAGUUUCUGUGUAAUCAGUACACUUUAACGAGAGUCUGUGGCAAUCAACGUUUUGCCACUAAACAGGAAGUUUUUGUAACUUACAUGUACAUUCUCCAAUUUGCACCAAACAUUACGUGUCUGAUAAGAGUCCCGCCCUGAACACAUCUAUGUGCUAAUAUUUAGUCAUAGUCAUAGCGGUACCUAAUGGAAACAGAUCGAUGUGGCGAUCAUCAUCUGAUUUAUGUGAAAUUCUCACAACGUGGUCUCUACGUGAUGUGCUGGCGCAUAACGCGACUGCAGCACGCCCCGACUUGCACUGACUGUGAGGGCCAGAUCAUUGCUGCUCACUGGAACAAGUUGCCUUUGAUUUUUAAUGAAUUAUUUUUGCAGUUUUCACUGUCUCCUGAAAAUCUGACCUGAAAUGAGACAUUUUAGGCCAUAAAAAGAAGUGAGAUCCUGGAGGGACUAAUAAUCAUUAUUGAUCUUUAGUUCUGAUGAUUCAACAGUUUGAUGAUGAAUCUCUCUGUGAGCUCUCACACCUGAACUUCCAGAUGCAGGUUGAAUGUUGACGCUCUCUCCGUAUAUCUGAACUCUUUGCACCUUAGUGGUCACAUGACUGUUCGGGGAAGCUCCAGCACUUUAGGACAGACGUUGGGAAAUUGAGCUUUUCACCCCCUGAGCAGAAAAACAUGAAUGUCUUCAUCCUGGAUUAAAUUAACGUGCCUCGUCCACUCACCUGACACCCCGGUGUCUUUGUUGUGACCUCAUGCAGGUGAUGUUGUUUGUAUCUACCUGAGGCUGAAGCCUCACCGCUGCGUACCUGGCGCUCCGCCUGCCGCCCAGUCUGCUCAGACCACGUUAGCAUGCUGUCUCUCACGCAGCUGCAGAAAUCAAAUGUCCCUCUGUGAACGGACUCACUCCACAGGACUCGACCGGCACAAACUACAGUAACCAGCCACCAUAUUGCAUGUUCCAGAGUUUAGUGCCUAUAAUAUUGUGCGUCUUGCCAGAAGCCACCAUGUCAGCCAAGCCAUGUUGUGUUUCUAGACUUAGUAGUGAUGUGUGUGGUGACUUCAUAGUUGCUAAUAUUGAGGAUGAAUAUUCUGCUUUUACUGGUUGGAAUUCAGUGGAAACUCCAAUACACUGUCGCUGUAGACAAAACUAGUUUUUACCUGUUUUCUUAUUUUUCUUUCUAACUAAAAGCGUUUGUUGUCCCCUGA
Molecule: messenger RNA, 8058 nt
Organism: Dicentrarchus labrax (European seabass)
Lineage: Eukaryota; Metazoa; Chordata; Actinopteri; Moronidae
Gene: mecp2
Product: methyl CpG binding protein 2
Exons: 6
Coding region: 78-3326 (1082 amino acids)
Biological process (GO): negative regulation of transcription by RNA polymerase II
Cellular component (GO): nucleus; heterochromatin
Molecular function (GO): double-stranded methylated DNA binding; methyl-CpG binding; chromatin binding
Source: RefSeq, a predicted model, not a curated record